Molecule: messenger RNA, 978 nt
Organism: Clonostachys byssicola
Lineage: Eukaryota; Fungi; Ascomycota; Sordariomycetes; Hypocreales; Bionectriaceae
Source: the annotation of a GenBank genome assembly
AUGCGUCCCAAUAGCAUCUUGGCUGCCCUGGCCAUCUUCAAUGGCCUGGCCUCUGCAAGCGCUAUCAUUUACCCCCAGCAUGAUGAAAAGAACAUCUUCAAGCAUGAUGGCCACAAGGACCACCACAAGUACCACAAGGACUUCUUCAAGAACCACCAUGGGGACAGGCACCACAAGGACAAGCACCAUAAGGACGACAAUGUCAAGGUUGACCAGUUCAAGUUCACGGAUGACUUCAAGUACCCCCACAAGCAUGAACAUGGCAAGCACCAUAGGCCCGAGAAGCAUCACCACCACCACUGCGAGGGUGGCCACUGUGACAGGAAGUCCUGCCACGAGUGCAACGGCGAGUGGGCCAAGCCCGGAUGCCAGCACUGCAAGCCUGAGAGGCCUUGCCAUGGCCCUGACUGUCAGCGUCACCACAAGUACGUGGACGUCGAGGUCAUUAAGGAGAAGUCCAAGGAUAGGCCUCACCACCACCACCACGUUGAGGUAAUCAAGGAGCUGAAGGAGAAGGAGAAGGAGGUUCUUAUCAAGGAGCUCAUUGAGAAGGAGAAGGAGAAGGAGAUCAUCAAGGAGAAGGAGAAGGAAAUCAUCAAGGACAAGGAGAAGGACGUUAUCGUUGACAAGGAGAAGGACUGUAUCAAGGACAAGGAGAAGGACGUCAUCGUGGAGAAGGAGAAGCCGUGCACAAAGGUUGAAACCAAGGUUGAGACCAAGCCUUGCACCACCGUCGUCCAGAAGACCACUGCUGCUCCAAUUGUUCCUUGCACCACCGUCGUCGCUCCAUCUGCUCCUUGCACCACCGUCGUCGCUCCAUCUCCCCCUUGCACCUCUCUGCCCGCUCCCCCGGCAAAGAACAUCACUCCUCCAAUUCCUUGCCCCAAGCCUCCGGCUCCUUGCCCGGCUCCCGUUCCUAGCGCCAUCUCCCUUGGCACUCUUGCAAUCAGUCUUGUUCUGAGCUACUUCCUGUUCUAA